Messenger RNA from Lichtheimia ornata, 1971 nucleotides. RefSeq lists its product as uncharacterized. The transcript is spliced from 3 exons. The record is from RefSeq and is a predicted model, not a curated record. Bases 1 to 1971 code for a protein of 656 amino acids. NCBI's taxonomy places the organism in Eukaryota, Fungi, Mucoromycota, Mucoromycetes, Mucorales, Lichtheimiaceae.
AUGGCUGAUCUAUGGAGCGAUGUCACCGAGCAACCGAUCCUUGCCAUCCAUUCAGGCACAUGCGCCGAUGUUAUUACCGAAUCGACACGCUGUCUUCAACAAUGCGUACAACAACAACUUACAUACCUUGACAACCGUGCAAGAGCCUUGGCAACCAGCGGCAACUUUCAGCGGCGAUCGAUAUUUAUGAUGAGGGGGCUGGCUGCUGUUGCAUUAUCUGAUCCCUCUCGUCAACGACUUGUCGAAGCACAAUCCAUGGCUCAAGAGUGUGAUAACACAAGAAUCGAUUUCAUCAAGGAGCUCCCUUUGGAUAUCACUAUGAAUAUUGCACCAAGGAUCUUGUCUGAGGAGAAGAUGGCACCAAGUGAAAUUCGAGAAUACCUUGACGUGUCACGUGUAUGGCGAGAAAAGCUCCUGAUAUGCAUACGACAAUUGCAUGUAUUAAGCACAACCGAUGACAACCACUUGAACGAUAACGACUUACUUGGUCUGAUCGCGCCUUAUUGUACAGCCCUUACGCUUAAAAGCAAAGUUGUUUCUUUACGUCAAUUCAUAUCCGAUGCACGCUUCCCAUCGUUACGGGCUUUGAACAUAGUCGAUUCUUAUUACCACAGCUAUGAAGAUGAUGAAGAAGAUUUUGGCAGUCGCGACGUUUUCGACACGAUUGUGUCUUUUCGAUCCACAGCAACAUUGACACACUUGACGAUCUCUGUUGAUGACCUUUGCGAUAUUCGCUUUGGUGAUAUUCUUAGCAGCUGCCCAUACCUUGUUCAUUUGGAGACCACCACCAUCAAUACGAACAUGUCAUCUGCACCCACAUGCUGCCCCAAUAUGAAAUCAUUGUCGUUUAUGUUGAAUGAGGAUCAAGACUUUGAUAUGGAUGAGAUCACCAAGCGAUUCCCUGGAUUGGAAAGACUUGUAGCUUCGCCUUUUUACUAUGCUAGUGAUUUGAGCAUCAUCCAAAACAAUUGCCCGAAGCUCAAGGUCGUCGGCAGCCAAAAUCGUAUUGGUGAUUUCCCAGUGACAAGCAAUACUGAUAAUACGCCUACUGCCGGUGUGCAUACAUUUUAUGUUCAUGAUUACGAAGCUCAUUGGCUGGAUCCGGAUCAUGGCGAGAUGGGGCACGUGAUGGAAUUCAUGAAGCGAAACAGCCACACAUUACAAGACGUUUCCUUUUACACGUCGCUCCCUUUUAGUGGACCAUCGGAUCAAAUUGGAGUUGUUGAUGUUAGCAAUGCGCCUCUAUUCAAUCGGAUGACAAGUUAUACGCAACAGAUAUACGUACUGCAACAUCUACGCAUGGCCAAAAUGGUUGCACAGAGAUCACCUCAUUUGAAGAAAUUUGAGCUUAUCUCAGCUUCCAAUGAUGACACCAAUGCGGGUGUAUUCUUUGAUGAUUUGAUUGGCAAAUGCAAACUUGAAUCGGUUAUCAUCCGAUUGGAGAGCUUCGACCCUUUGAUGGACAUGGAAGGCAUCGAGCGCUUUAUUCAAUACCACAGCACCAUCGAUUCGCAAUUACAUACGCUGAUCCUUCCAGAUUAUGUAUUUGUAUCCAAGGAUGCGUUGGACACAUUGAUAGCACUGCCACGGCUCAAAACAUUGGGAUUCAAUUGGCCUUUGGUGCUAGAUGAGGAUGACUCAAGUGAUGACGCUCUUGAUGAUAAGGACGGUGAACACGCUGCACGCUUUAUUCAAAGGCUGGGCUUGGGAUGUCCACAAUUAGAGCACCUAGAAAUAUCCAGCGGUUAUCCAAUGCCUGAUAUCAUCUUCGUACAGCUGUCAAAGCUAAACAUCAAGUCGCUUAAAUUGGCCACGCCAUUGGGCAACAACACAUUAGCAAGUUUAUUGACCCUAUUGGAAUGCCCACAGUUGCAAGAACUACAUAUUUAUCCUCCCUGCAAUACAAAGGAUCCCAUUAGCAAUCAUGUUAGAAGGAUGCUAAAAAGUAAAAUACCCAGCGUAACGUGGUAG